Messenger RNA from Scedosporium apiospermum, 3012 nucleotides. RefSeq lists its product as uncharacterized. The transcript is spliced from 2 exons. Gene Ontology annotation, cellular component: mRNA cleavage and polyadenylation specificity factor complex. The record is from RefSeq and is a predicted model, not a curated record. NCBI's taxonomy places the organism in Eukaryota, Fungi, Ascomycota, Sordariomycetes, Microascales, Microascaceae. Bases 1 to 3012 code for a protein of 1003 amino acids. Gene Ontology annotation, biological process: mRNA 3'-end processing by stem-loop binding and cleavage. Gene Ontology annotation, molecular function: RNA binding.
AUGUUCAAUUUCUGCCCUCUUCAGGGUGCAUUAUCCCAAUCGCCGGCUACGCAAUCCCUUCUUGAGCUUGAUGGCGGCGUCAAGCUUCUCGUCGGCCUCGGCUGGGACGAGUCAUUCGACGUGGGCAAACUUAAGGAGCUCGAAAAACAAGUCCAGAGCCAGACUAUUUCUCUUAUCCUCCUGACCCACGCCACCGUCGGCCACCUUGCCGCAUUCGCCUACUGCUGCAAGAACUUCCCUCGCUUCACCCACAUCCCCGUCUACGCGACCCGACCCGUCGCCGACCUCGGUCGAUCCCUCCUUCAAGAUCUUUACGAAUCCACCCCCAAAGCCGCUACGACGAUACCCGAGGCUUCCCUCGCCGAGGCAGCGAUCGCCUACACCCAGAAGCCCAGCGCUGCCCAUCAGCAGCUCCUCUUACAAGCUCCUACCCAGCAGGAGCUCGCGCGCUACUUCUCCCUCAUCCAACCCCUGAAAUACUCGCAGCCCCAUCAGCCGCUGCCCACUCCGGGAACACCGCCGCUUAAUGGACUCACGAUUACCGCCUACAACUCUGGUCGGACACUUGGUGGCACGAUAUGGCACAUCCAGCACGGUCUCGAGUCCAUUGUCUACGCCGUUGAUUGGAACUUGGCACGAGAGAAUGUAUUUUCUGGCGCUGCGUGGCUCGGCGGUGCUGGCGGCGGUGGCGCCGAAGUCAUCGAGCAGCUUCGUAAACCAACGGCGCUUAUCUGCAGCAGCCGAGGGGUCGAGAGACCACCCCAGACCGGAGGUCGGGCGAAACGAGACGAACAACUCAUCGGGCUCAUCAAAUCAUGCGUUACCCGCGGAGGAACGGCUCUCAUCCCUGUCGACUCGAGUGCGCGUGUGCUCGAGCUCGCCUACAUUCUAGAGCACGCCUGGAGGAAGGACGCGCUGGAGCAUGGACCGUUCGAAACUGCGAAGCUGUACUUGGCCGGUCGAAGUAUGGCCAGUACCAUUAGAUACGCUAGAACCAUGUUAGAGUGGAUGGACGACAACAUCAACAGGGAGUUCGAGGCCGGUCAUGAUAACCAGAGGAGGCCAAAUGGGGACGACAGGCAGGCCAAGGGUGGAGGACCGUUCGAUUUCAAAUACGUCAAGAUUCUCGAACGAAAGGCCCAGGUGCUUAAACUAAUCUCAGACAGCCCAGACAACGUCCAAUCGUCCGGCAGGGUCAUUCUCGCCAGCGAUACGUCUCUCGAAUGGGGUUACUCCAAGGACUUCCUGAAGGGGCUGGCCAAGGAUUCGCGCAACGUGCUGAUUCUUACCGACAAACCCGGCGUCGUAUCAAAUACUCCUACACUAGCGAGCACUCUCUGGGAAUUCUGGCAGGAAAGAAAGAGCGGCGUCUCGACGGACAAGACAGACAGCGGCGAUGACCUCGAGUUCGUCUAUGGAGGCGGCCGCGAGCUCGAGAUCCAGGAGGAAACAAGGCAAGCGCUCGAAGGCGAGGAGCUCGCGCUUUACCAACAGUGGCUAGCACAACGCCAGCUUCAAGAGAAUGUGCAGGGCGGAGGGGUAGGCGGCAUGGAGACGUCGGCCGACGCCGUCGACGACGCAUCGUCGGAGUCUUCGUUGGAAUCCGAAGAUUCCGAUGGUGAGCAGCAAGGUCGCGUGCUCAACAUCUCGGCCACCAUGGGCCAAGCCCGGAAGGCUGUGCGCGACGAGGAUCUCGGCAUUAACAUUCUUAUGAAGAAGAAGGGAACCUACGAUUUCGACGUGGACGGCAGGCGAGGUCGCGACAGGAUGUUUCCCCUCGCCGUGCGGCGGAAGCGCGUCGAUGAAUUCGGCGAGGUUAUCCGGCCUGAGGACUACCUCCGCGCAGAGGAAAAAGUCGACGACAACGGCCGCCAUGAUGGCAUUGCCACUCUGCACGCCGCUGCGGCGGGAGGGGAAGAAAGCGACGCUGGCGGCCCCGCAGUCGGCAAGAAGCGCAGAUGGGACGAAUCCUCCUCCAACGCCUUAUUACUCAAGCAAGGCGGCGGCGGCGGCGGCGCGAACAAGCGGGCCAACCUGCUCGGCAUCCGCAGCAAGUUGUCAGACGACGGAGGCGACAACGUCAAGUCGGAAGAAAUUGACGCGCUCGACGAAGUGGAAGAUGUCGAGGAGGUCGAAGUCUCGGGCCCCGCGCGGCUCGUCGUGACGACGGAAAAAGUCGUCGUCAACCUCCGCCUUGCCUUUGUCGACUUUAGCGGCCUGCACGACAAGCGGAGUCUCAACAUGCUGAUUCCCCUCAUCCAACCGCGCAAGCUCAUCCUCGUCGGCGGCUCGCGCGAGGAAACGAUGGCGCUUGCUGAUGACUGCAGAAAACUGCUGGCGCCUUCACAGAAGGAGGGCGAGACGGGCGUCUUUACCCCCGAGGUCGGAGAGACUGUGGAUGCUAGCGUUGAUACGAAUGCCUGGACGCUCAAGCUUGCUGAUUCCCUCGUCAAGAAGCUCAAGUGGCAGAGCGUGCGCGGCCUUAGCGUCGUCACCAUCACGGGCCAGCUCCUCGGCCUCCUCUCCACAGCGGACACUAAUAACAAACAACCCGCCGCGGCGUUAAUAGAAGACGGCGGCGCCAAGAAGCGCCAGAAGACGGACACGGAAACGACCACCACCAAACCGAAAGAAGUAGAAAAGGAACAAGAAGAGGAAGAAGAAGAAGAAGAGAAGAAACCCUCCCCGCCACCAGCCCACAUCAUACCCACCCUCGACCUCCUCUCCAACGCCUCCCUCUCCAAAGCCCGCUCCUUCACCCAACCCCUCCACGUCGGCGACCUCCGCCUCGCCGACCUGCGCCGCGAGAUGCAGGCGGCGGGCUACAGCGCCGAGUUCCGCGGCGAGGGCACUUUGCUCGUUGACGGCGUCGUGGCGGUGCGGAAGACGGCGGCGGGCAAGAUUGAGGUCGUUGGCACGGCGGGGGAUGGGGUCGCUGCCGCUAGGCAGAGGGGCACGCUUUAUGAGGUUAGGAGGGUGAUUUAUAGGAAUUUGGCGGUCGUGGGGGCGUGA